GCGUAGCCGUUCGUUAUGGUUUGUUUUAUUGGGUCGGCGUCAAAGUAGUAUGCGUUCUGAGUCCAAUGUAGAUCUUCUGUCAUAUAUUGCAAGGGCGUGCAAGUUAAUUUGAUGUUAUUUGAGCGUGUGUUGAAUUUAUGUAUGUCAUCUUACCCUUGUGUGGAGGACGUAAAGUAAGAAAUAUUUUGAUUACAUUGAAGGUACGCGUGCCUGCAAGCGGAUAGGAUACUUGAGUCUGGCAGUUUUGGGUCCAUAAUUACUACGGAGGUAUAGAUUGCGACUGUAUGCGGUAUUCUCCAGCUUCCCGUCACUUCUACUUCAACAACAACACAUAGGCCUAUUUAAUAUUUUCAGAAUUUGUGUCAAUGUUAUCGUCCUUGGUAGUGUAAAUUUUCCAUUACGGCAAAAUUAUACGCAGCUAUGACACCGAACUGUGGGAAACAAAUACAUUUUUAUGAACUCAGUCAAGAGUAAAAUUAAAUUUCUUUAUCUGUGCUACAUUAAAGAUUAUACCGAAUUUAGUUGUGGUGAAACUUUGAUAGUUAUAGCGUAAAAUCAACAUAGUUGGCUAUGGAGUAAAUAACUCUUGUUUAGAAGCAUUAUGACAGAGUUUCUACAGAAACGGAUUUGUGUUUGUGUGCUGUUUAUGGUGUGUUAUCAUAGUUUACUUUUGUGCACAAUGGAAGACAUGGACAUUAUUAUAUUGUUGUUACAAGGCCCAGCACCAGCGAUUGUUGCGUACAAGGACAAAUAUGUGGCAUGGCUAAUAAACGUUGUGGAUCAAAUAUGCACUGCAUAUCUCCCGAGAUGGUUCUGCUCCACUAAAGUAGUUUGGUUCCUGAUAGUGAUGUUCGUCAUCUUAUGUUUUUUCAAGUGCCAGUAUGGAUUUAGAUGCGAUCCUACCCGAUGUGGGUGAAUUCGGCUCCUACCAACAGCUGCUACUCUGGUUCGUCCUUCUGCCUGGAGUUUUACCCUGUGGAUUCCACGCGUACAAUCAGCUGUUUAUGGCGGCAAGGCCAGAGCACUGGUGCCAUGUUCCAGAACUGGACGUGCUGGCAAAUAUGAGCGUGGAACUUGCGAAGAAUAUGAGUAUUCCUCAUGAGAUGAGAGAUGGAACGCUGAGGUACAGUCAGUGCCAAAUGUUUGACCGCAACUAUUCAGCUCUGUUGGUGCAGGUAGAAACUGAGGAAGACCUGGAUCGUCUCGAACAGCAAGUAUCUGCCAGCAACCUCUCUCUUCCCACCACAGGCUGUUUGCAUGGGUGGAAUUUUGACUACACACAAUACGCCACUACUGUAGUGACAGAGUGGGAACUCGUCUGCGACAGCGACUUCUACACGACACUAGCGCUGAUACUACUCGGAAUUGGUGGUCUCAUAGGCAACUACAUUUUUGGGUACCUGCAGGAUAGCAUCGGCCGAAGACCGGCCUACUUCAUCUACCUGUUCAUCGAGUGCCUCUUCGGAGUAGCCACCGCAUUCGCACAGGACUUCGUCACUUGGAGCGUCUUCCGGUUCGGUGUUGGCUUCACGGUCCCUGCCAUCCUGGGGACACCGUUCGUGCUCGCAAUCGAGCUUGUGGGACCUUCCCGAAGAACAACAUGCACUGUUCUUACCAACAUAGCGUACUCAGUUGGACUGGUGGUGCUCUCUGGUGUUGUAUUUCUCGUCCGCGACUGGAGACAGCUCGCUCUGGCGACGUCAAUUCCUUUCCUCUCGUUCUUUCUUUACUGGUGGGUACUUCCCGAGUCACCCAGAUGGCUGCUGGCUCGCGGGAGAUUCGAAGAAGCUGAGAAAAUCUUGAAAAAGAUGGCGCGAGUUAACGGCAAAUCUCUCCCUGCCAACUAUAUGGUACAGCUCAAGCGCAAGUACCAGGUUGAACGCUACGUGAAGCAGAAGGAGAGGCGUCGUAAUUAUGGCGUCCUGGAUCUAUUCAAGACCCCGAACCUGCGCCGAAAAACUCUAAUCAUCACAUUUAUUUGGUUCACGAAUACCAGUGUGUACGUGGGGCUGUCCUACUACGCGCCAGUACUCGGUGGUGACGAGUUCCUCAACUUCUUCCUGGCAGGAGCAGUUGAACUGCCCACGUACUUUUUCCUGUGGCCCGCCAUGGACUGUUGGGGGCGGCGCUGGACUCUGUGCACAAGCAUGAUAAUAGGAGGCGCUGCUUGCCUUGCCACCUUCCUCGUGCAGAAAGACACUAACGUUACAUUGGUUCUGUACUGUGUUGGGAAGAUGGGAAUUUCUUCGUCCUUCGUGGUGCUACCGCUCAUGGCUUCAGAGCUGUAUCCGACAGUGGUUCGUGGUCUUGGAAUGAGUACGAGUUCAGUGGUCGGUAUGCUCGGACCCAUCUUCAUUCCAUUAGUCGUCUAUUUGGGCGAGGAGAUGUUGGUGCUGCCUCUGAUUGUAAUGGGGUUACUCUUGGUGGCUGGAGGUGCCUGCAGCCUGCUGUUACCUGAGACCCUGAAUCAGCACCUUCCACAGAGCCUGGAAGAUGGUGAGAAGUUUGGGAAAGAUUGGAGUUGGAGGAACUUAGCUGCCUGCUGUCCACCAAGGGUAGGGGACGUUGUGCCUGAGGGAAAACACACGUCCAUUGAAUCACCUUUACGGAGCCUUAUUCAACAUCACAUUACAGAAUCAAAACCCGUGACAAUAGUAGAAGGAAGAGCCCCGGAAACUCCUGAAACAACAACACCAACAACUGAAAUCAUAAUGGAAUCAGUUGCUGGCAACGCAGAGGAAACCAUGAGAAUAACCGUGGUUUGACAACACGUAUCAUGGCAUGGCGUCAUAGGACUGCAGGUUUAUAUAACCAUAUAAGCUGGCAGUUCAUAAUUUCUCGUAGAAGAACAAAAUAACGAAGUUGGACAACUUCUGUGAUAUUUGAGAAUGUAGAUUCAUUAUUAUUAUUAUUUUUAGAUCUAGAAUAUGGCCAGAAAAUGUACAUAUUUUAUGACUCUA
Messenger RNA from Zootermopsis nevadensis, 2960 nucleotides. Lineage: Eukaryota; Metazoa; Arthropoda; Insecta; Blattodea; Termopsidae. The record is from RefSeq and is a predicted model, not a curated record.